AGCUUAGUGUGUAAAAAUGUGCUUCGCACUCAUAGAGGAGGCGACAAAUUCAAUAGUUGUGCAAAAUUAAAAUUAAAUUCAACAAUUUAUUUGCUUAAAACGUGCGGACUUUACAAAAGUGCCAUUAAAUGCCACACCAUUGUAAUUUUGGGCAAAAGCAACACGACAUUUACAUCAUUGACGAGAAAUAAUGAAUCGAUGACUAUUUGCUGCCGCUGACACGGCUGCUUGCUGUCUGCGUUCUGAGUAGUGUCAAAUCACAACAACAACAACAUCAACAACAGAACGGCGUGGUCCGAGCAGCUGAAACUUUAAAACUGUUUGCCAGCAAGGACGAGGACCAACAUGUUUUGUGCCUGAGCCAAACUUUACUAUAAUCGAACCAUCGAACCGAAUAGGGCAGCAACAACGACUCGUGUCGAGCGCGAAAGCUGCGCGAAGCGAACAAGUGAGCAAGCGUUGAGCAUCUUUGCCAGUCAUAGAGAGAGCAACUGUGAGAGCACCAAAGAGCAGGUGUUAUAAAUUCUUUGAGAGUAACGGGGCGACAAGUGACGACGACAACGACAACGCCAUCGGCAACUUGCGGCUUGUGUGUUGGCCAGGAUACCGAUUGUUGCUGCAAGCACCAUACGGAAGUAGUGACAUCUGUUUUUACCGCUUUUGCCUGCUUAUCCUGUUGAAAGCGGCAGCCGAUGCAAUAGCCGACACACAACGACGCCGACGACGACGACGCCAACAACAACAACAACAACAUUGCCAGCAACAAGGAUAACGACGACGGCAACGUGAAAUACAAGUGUGGAAAUUGGAAUUUUUAUUCAAAACAAUGCCUCUGCUGCAACAGUACGACACUCCAGAUUGCGGAUCCGCAGUCAGCAGCCUGUGUGCCUUGAGCGGCGCCAACAAUGAUUUGUUGCAGAAGCACUCGAUUAAUUCACUGCUGGAACAACAUCAACACGAUAUGCUGGGACGUCGCAAUGAUGGCAAUGAUGGACUGAUAUCAUACAUAAAUGAUCCAAUCACACUGAACGAUCUACUUGGCCUGUGCGGCGAGACAGCAGCAGCAGGAGCAACAACAACAACAGGAGCAUCAACAACAGGAGUGUCUACAGCCGGAGGAGUAACAGCAAUAACCAUGGGCGGCAUUGGCAUGUUGAACACUGGUAACGGCAGCGGUGGUGUCGGCGGCGGGGCUGGCGCCGGCAACGGUGUUGUUAACCAUAAUUUGCUGCUGGGCGGCAAUUCGAUGGGCAACGCUGCCGCGGUCACCGCUGGCGCUGCCAGUGGUAUGCCAGUGGGCACCGAUGGCUCUAUAAACGGUUCACCGGCAGUACUCUAUGCGCCCCUAACGCCUAGCUCGACGCAGUCCUCUGCCUCGCCCGGCACACUAUCGAGCAAAUCGAACUUUGAUUUCUUUCAGUUUGAAAAUAAUGCACAAAGUACACCACUUAAGGCUUUCCAAAGAACAAACAUCAGCUUCGAUUGCUCUGCACCUUUAUCGCCAAGUACGCCUACAUCUAUUUACAAUCGCUCCUUUCACAGCUCACCUUUAGUCAGUGACAGCAGCAACUCCUCGAGCGGCACUGGAGGCACUGGACCCUCCAUGGACUCCAUCAAUAUGCUAUAUCAGCAAAAUUGCUACAACACCCUAAACAAUGCAAACAGCAGCAAUUUAGGUGUGAAUCUACAGAACGCAUCGACGCGCUCCAAUUCACCGGAGAGCCAGAACAGCAAUCAAUCAGUUAAUGAGCCCAAUUUGCUGGAUAUGAUUAAUCUGCUGUCUGUGAGCAGUAAUAAGUUAGCUUGUGUGCAGCAGCAACAACAGCAGCAGCAGCAACAGCAACACUUACAACAACAACUUCAACAACAGCAGCAACAACAGCAUUAUCAACAGCAGCAGCAGCAGCAACAACAGCAACAGCAACAGCAAAAUGUGUUCGCUGGCUUCAAUCUGAACUUUGAUCCGCAUAUGAGCGGACAAACGCCUUCGAUUCAGCCGCAGCAACAACAACAACAUAGUCAACAACAACAACAACAACAGCAGCAGCAGCAAUUCAAUAACUUUGAUCUAUCAAGCAAAGAUUGUCUAAACAAAUGCUUUAACACGAACGGCCUGGAGAAUUUUGCGAGCGUUGACAUGGAGCUGGCCAAGUUGCAGAACUUGCAGCGCAUCAAUACCUUGAAGCUGUUGCAGGCCCAAUCGCAGCAAAUGCCGCUGCUCAAUCAGUUGUUGCAGAGCUAUGCUGGCAAUAGUAACAAUGGCAUGAACUUAAACGCAUCAGCAGCUGGCUUGGGAACUGGCCUGAAUAUUGUCAACAAUACAGGUGGCGUCGCUACCGGCUUGACCGGCAUUGGCCCCGACGGGCAUCUAGAUCGCGUGGCCAAAUAUCAUCGCACAUCGGCUGCUUUGUGCGAUCCCACCUGCACCUGGAGCGGACAAUUGCCUGCACGCACUCAUCGCAUGCUCAACUAUUCGCCAAAAGUGUUCUUAGGUGGCAUACCCUGGGACAUAAGCGAACAAUCGCUGAUACAAAUCUUUAAGCCUUUUGGAUCGAUAAAGGUGGAAUGGCCCGGUAAGGAACAGCAGGCUGCACAGCCCAAAGGCUAUGCCUACAUCAUUUUUGAAUCGGACAAGCAGGUCAAGGCUCUGCUAUCGGCAUGUGUUGUGCAAACUGAUGAUUCAGUUAGUGGCAGCAAUUAUUUCUUCAAAAUUUCUUCGCGUCGCAUUAAAUCGAAAGAUGUUGAAGUAAUACCCUGGAUUAUAGCCGAUUCGAAUUUUGUGCGCUCAAGCUCGCAGAAAUUGGAUCCCACAAAAACAGUAUUCGUAGGCGCUUUGCAUGGCAAGCUAACAGCCGAGGGCUUGGCCAGGAUCAUGGACGAUCUAUUUGAUGGUGUGCUCUAUGCAGGCAUCGAUACGGACAAGUAUAAGUACCCGAUUGGAUCUGGACGUGUGACCUUUAGCAAUUUUCGCUCGUACAUGAAGGCAGUAUCGGCUGCAUUCAUUGAAAUACGCACCAGUAAGUUCACAAAGAAGGUGCAGGUUGAUCCCUACUUGGAAGAUGCUUUGUGCUCCAUCUGUGGCGUACAACAUGGUCCGUACUAUUGUCGUGAAUUGUCGUGCUUUCGCUACUUCUGUCGCAGUUGCUGGCAGUGGCAGCAUAGCUGUGACAUUGUCAAAAACCACAAGCCUUUGACGCGCAACUCGAAGUCGCAGACUUUAGUGGGUAUUGGCCCAUCCCCGUCGUCGGUGUCAUUGGCUCCAUCGACAAACAGUAUGCAUUCGAAUCAGCAACAGCAACAAUCAAACAUCUAUAGUUUGCUGUCCAAUACGCCGGGGACCAAUUCUUCAGCUACAUCGUUCUAUAACUACCAACAGCAACAGCACCAACAACAACAGCAGCAUCAGCUUCAGCAGCAACAAUCGAUUUAAGUCUAUCGAGAUCUGAUGCCCAACUACUUUUACUUGUAACCGUUUUACUUCAAAUCCAGCGUGAACGAAUUUUUUGAAUUUUAAGAAUUCGCAUAUGGCUGAUUGGAAAGCCAGAGAUGCCAACGUUUUUCACAUUCCCCCGCUUAUAAGUACUUUUAGGCACACUGAAGGCCAAGUUAAUUGAUUUGCUUUUCAAGAAACAACAACAAGUAUAAGUAUGCAAACUAUUGAAUGCAGCUGUCCUCUAUUCGAUCGAUACCCCAGAUCUUAUUAUCAUUAACUAACUGUGUAAAUUUUAUUGUAAUCGCCUAUGUAAAUAUGGUAAAUAUUAUUAAGUAUAAAACCUUUCUUUUAGGCUAAA
This is a messenger RNA of Scaptodrosophila lebanonensis, 3791 nucleotides long. RefSeq lists its product as uncharacterized. The transcript has 10 exons. Lineage: Eukaryota; Metazoa; Arthropoda; Insecta; Diptera; Drosophilidae. Bases 827 to 3430 code for a protein of 867 amino acids. Gene Ontology annotation, molecular function: mRNA 3'-UTR binding; mRNA regulatory element binding translation repressor activity; translation factor activity, RNA binding. The record is from RefSeq and is a predicted model, not a curated record. Gene Ontology annotation, cellular component: cytoplasm; nucleus; neuron projection. Gene Ontology annotation, biological process: negative regulation of cytoplasmic translation.